GCUUGUCUGGGGGCCAGUGAGAAGCGAGCAGUCCACGAGGCGAGGGCGACAGGAGCCAAGCAAAGCGGAGUUAGCCAGCACGCGUGAGCAGCAGCCGCGGCAUGCCAUCGCGAGCCCAUUGCCAUUAGUGGCAGUCAAAGCAUAUUUCUCGGUUUCGUGAUCCAGGUAGAAGUUCUCGGACCGGCAUCAGCAGCAGCAGCAGCCGCAUCUCGUAGACCAGGAGGAAGGAACAGCGACAGACUUGCAGCAGCACCAGCAGCAGCAGUGCCGUAGAGAUCCUCGAAGCGAACGAAAGCAUAGCGGAGCAGAGGAGUGGAGUGGAGUGGAGUAGAGAGGAGACGAGACGAGAGGCAAGGCAAAGACAAGGCAGGGGGCAGCGCAGGGCACGGCAGAGGGGGAGAGGGAGAGGGGAGGGAGGGGGGGAGAGAUAGAUAGAUAGAGAGAGAGAGAGUGAGUGAGAUAGUGACUGGACCGCGUGACGGAGCAGGCGAAGACGCACGCGCGCACUCUGGCAGGAUUUCAACAAGAGGAGUGGGGGGGCUUGGGUUUGGGCUUGGGCUGAAGCGUCGCAGCAGUAGCCAGUGUCUCCGUCGUUCCCGCCUCGCCUUGCCUGACUUCGUAUCGAACAGAAACACUUUCCUGAGCGAUUCCGGUGUAUGAUAGGAUCUGGUCAUUCGUCAUCAGGCAGCAUGCUUCAUCUCAUUUCCAUAGGUUUCUUCUCCUUGCCAUGCCUGCCUGCUUUUUCAUCAAUGGCGUGUGUGGCAGUGAGCGAUUGCAGCUUCGUCCGUUGAAAAUCUCUUGACUGCCGGCCAUUGUUCCUGUAUGCCAGCGGCCGAGGAUUGAAUUGAUGUGGUGAGGAUUGACGAUUGUGGACAAGUGCGAGUGCCAAAAUGAGACGGUUUCAAAAUCCAUCUGAAGGGUUUCGGUGUGAAACGUAGGCUAGGCACGAGAGGAGACCUCUGCGGUCAACCCUCGAAUGGGAACCUACAUGCAUUUAAUCUCAGAUGGUGCAUCCCACUACUGUGAGAAGGCAAGAUGGGCUCUGGACAGGGCAGCAGUUGUUUACCGGGAAUCCAAACACGUUGUCUUGUUACACAUGUUCUUCACCAGGGGGCUUGGUGCUGGGACAAGCUGUCCGAAGUUAGUGAUGGGUCGUCACUCAGAACAAGUGGUGCUCCAAGAAUCCCCAGACAUUCUGCGCUUUGCAGAGAAGAACAUCAAACGAGAAGAAGAUCGUCUUUAUCCGUCAGAUCCUGAGAUGCUUAGGGCAGUGCAAGCUUGGGAGACCAAGUUUGGCAAGAAGCUAGGGCCACAUGUUCGUCGUUGGGUUUACUGCUAUUUGAUAUUUGAUAAGUGCAGCUACCGGAUGCUCACUCAAGGAACUCCAAUGUGGGAGAGGAUUGUUGCGUGGUUUUUCAUGCCAUUUUUGCGGAGAGUGGUAUAUGGUGCCCUUUACUGCAACAAACCUGAUGCGAAGGAGAAUUCUUUGAAAGUGAUCCAGGAACUCUAUCAGGAGGUCGAGGAGGCUUUAUCCGACGGUAGACCUUACCUUUGUGGUAACAGGUUCACAGCAGCAGAUUUGACUUUCGCUGCUCUUUCUGGGCCUAUUAUCUGCCCCCCAAAGUAUGGUGCAUGGACACCAGCGUUUGAAGAAGUUCCAGCAGAAAUGGCACAGAUUCAAUUAGCUCUAAGGAAAUCGCCUGCAGGCCAACAUGUUAUCAAUGUGUACGAGAAGCAGCGAUUUGUAGUUGUAGAAUAAGUGGGAUAGUACAUUGAGAACCGGGACUGAGAAUGAUGAGACAAACUGCCAUCCUGGAGCGAGUCUCACAAUCAGGUAGCUGACAAGGAUUGCGAGGCAGUGGAACUUAUCAGCAUUGAAAAUACCCGGUCGAUAAAAUCAUAGUCCAGCGUGUGAAUACUGAGUUGCAUUACUAGCUUUUAUUAUGUCUUGUCUCCAGGUAUUCUUGUCCACCCACAUGACCUGGUGGAUAAAUUUAUGUUACUACGGUGUUUCUAGGUUGUUAGAACUGGAAAUAGAGGGCGACAAAGACAUAGGGAGAACUAGCGAAAUGAAAUGGGUCCUAGACCCGCCAAGGAGUAGAAGGACAUUCUGAGCAAAGGCUUUUGACCUUAUUUGUAUUUGCGAGUUGGAAAUCCCUGGCCACCUUUGUUCUGGAAAGAGAACCCUCAAGUUCUUACCAGCAAGAGGUCUUUUGGGUUCCGUGAGAUGUUGUGUACAUUCAACCUUUUUGAAACAUUACUUCGGCCUUCCAGAAUAUAUCAACUGUUUCUCCAAGUCUAGGCUACGUCACAGCCGAAGAUCCAGAGUGAGUCACGAGGUCGUCAUGCAUACAUUCGAACUCUUAAGUGCCUGAAGUCUGCUAGCAAAUGAACACAAGCAACGCAUCGAAGUUUGCCUUGUAUACCUUUUCCCGGCCUCCAGGAGUUGUACUUGUUCUUUCGUCGAAAAAUGAACGCUAAUCCUUGUUUUGGGUAUUUAAGUUUGGUAGGUAGUUUUCGGUCAAUUUUU
Marchantia polymorpha subsp. ruderalis is the source of this 2530-nucleotide messenger RNA. NCBI's taxonomy places the organism in Eukaryota, Viridiplantae, Streptophyta, Marchantiopsida, Marchantiales, Marchantiaceae. The record is from the annotation of a GenBank genome assembly.